CUUUUGGACUGGACCAUGAUUGACUGUGGAUAACUGAAGCCACAAAAAGCAGCAUGUCAGCUGAAACACCAAUCACACUGAAUAUUGAUCCUCAGGAUCUGCAGGUCCAAACAUUCACUGUAGAGAAGCUACUGGAGCCUCUCAUAAUCCAGGUUACUACACUUGUAAAUUGUCCCCAGAAUCCUUCCAACAGGAAAAAAGGACGUUCAAAGAGAGCCAAAGUCCUUUUAGCUUCUGUGGAGGAAGCAACCUGGAAUUUAUUAGACAAAGGAGAGAAGAUUGCCCAGGAAGCCACAGUUUUAAAGGAAGAGCUUACUACUGCACUUGAGGAAGUUCGCAAAGAAAGUGAAGCUCUGAAAGUAUCGGCUGAGAGAUUUGCAGAUGACCCCUGUUAUCUCCCAAAAAGGGAGGCUGUGGUUCAAGCUGCCCGUGCCUUGUUGGCUGCAGUUACCAGACUCCUUAUCCUCGCAGACAUGAUUGAUGUCAUGUGUCUCUUACAGCACGUGUCAGCUUUUCAAAGAACAUUUGAGUCUCUUAAAAAUGUUUCCAAUAAAUCUGACCUUCAGAAAACCUACCAGAAGCUUGGGAAGGAGCUGGAAAAUCUGGAUUAUUUAGCCUUCAAACGUCAGCAGGACUUAAAAUCUCCAUAUCAGAGGGAUGAAAUCGCAGGUGCCAGGGCCUCACUGAAGGAGAACUCCCCGCUCUUGCAUUCAAUUUGUUCAGCUUGUUUGGAACAUUCUGAUGUUGCUUCCCUCAAAGCCAGCAAGGACACAGUUUGUGAAGAAAUUCACAAUGCCCUCAAUGUAAUUUCAAAUGCUUCACAAGGCAUCCAGAAUAUGGUUCCCCCCCCAGAAUCUAAGGCAGCAACCCUGGGAAAUGCCCUUGAUGAGCUUGAGAAUUUAAUUAUCCUGGAUCCACUCACAGUGACUGAGGAAGAAAUAAGACCAUCACUAGAAAAACGUCUUGAAGCCAUUAUUAGUGGGGCUGCACUGUUGGCUGACUCUUCCUGCACAAGAGAUUUCCAUCGGGAACGGAUUAUCGCAGAAUGCAAUGCCAUUCGCCAGGCUCUCCAGGACCUGCUUUCAGAAUAUAUGAACAAUACUGGAAAAAAGGAAAGGAGUAAUACCCUGAAUAUUGCAAUAGACAACAUGUGCAAGAAGACCAGAGACCUUCGCAGACAGCUCCGUAAGGCCAUUAUAGAUCAUGUAUCAGACUCCUUUUUGGAUACGACAGUCCCACUUUUGGUUCUCAUUGAAGCUGCCAAGAAUGGCCGGGAGAAAGAAAUAAAAGAAUAUGCUUCAAUAUUUCGUGAACACACCAGCAGGCUCAUAGAGGUGGCAAAUCUUGCUUGUUCCAUGUCAACAAACGAAGAUGGGAUUAAAAUUGUCAAAAUUGCAGCGAAUCACCUGGAAACCUUGUGUCCACAGAUCAUUAAUGCUGCACUUGCUUUGGCUGCAAGACCCAAAAGUCAAGUGGUCAAAAAAACCAUGGAAAUGUACAAGCACACCUGGGAGAAUCACAUCCACGUCCUCACCGAAGCUGUAGAUGACAUUACAAGCAUUGAUGACUUCCUCGCGGUAUCUGGUGUGUUUUAA
This is a messenger RNA of Hyaena hyaena (striped hyena), 1595 nucleotides long. RefSeq names its product catenin alpha 3 (gene CTNNA3). The transcript is spliced from 11 exons. The record is from RefSeq and is a predicted model, not a curated record. Gene Ontology annotation, cellular component: fascia adherens; adherens junction. NCBI's taxonomy places the organism in Eukaryota, Metazoa, Chordata, Mammalia, Carnivora, Hyaenidae. Gene Ontology annotation, molecular function: beta-catenin binding; actin filament binding; cadherin binding. The coding region runs from base 54 to 1595 and encodes 513 amino acids. Gene Ontology annotation, biological process: cell migration; cell-cell adhesion.